GUGGCGAGGAGGGAAGACUGAGUGAACACAAAGCCGAAAGUACAAGCAGCACGGAAAGUGAAACUGGGCGCAGCCCCCAGUAUAAGAUUCCCCCUGCCCGGGAGAUGGCUGGCCAAAGAGGCUGGGCCCCGCCAUGGGCCAGAUGGCAGACGACCUUGGCUGGCGGCUCAGCCUUUUGCUGCUUUCCAUGCUCCUGGCUCGAGCUGGUGUCUGGGGAUUCCCGAGGCCCCCAGGGAGGCCCCCCCUGAGCCUGCAGGAGUUGCAGAGGGAGUUCAAGGUCAGCCUGCAUCUCGCCAGGAAGCUGCUGUCUGAGGCUGAAUCACACCUGCCAGGCGUGAACCUGGACCUGCUGCCCCUAGGAGAGCAGCUCCCCAACGUUUCCCUGAACUUCCAGGCUUGGCGUGGCCUCUCUGACCCAGAACGACUCUGCUUCCUCUCCAUGACACUUCGCCCCUUCCAUACCCUGUUGGGGGGGCUGGGGAGCCAGGGGUUCUGGACCAGUUCAGAGAGGAUGCAGCUGUGGGCCAUAAGGCUGGAUCUCCGAGAUUUGCAACAGCAUCUCCGCUUCCAGGUGCUGGCUGCUGGAUUCAACCUACCUGGUCAGGAGGAGGAGGAGAACGAGGCAGGGAAGGAGAUGCUCCCAGGGGCUCCGGGCGGUCCCUCGAAGCCGGCAGCGCAGGUGUCCUGGCCGAGGCUCCUCUACACUUACCAGUUGCUACGCUCCUUGGAACUUGUCUUGUCUCGGGCCAUGAGGGACUUUCUGCUGCUCUCCCGGGCCGGGAACCCAGCCCCGGCCUUGGGGUUCCCAACACCCAGCUCCCCACCCUGAUGGAAUGACGUCUCAGCACCUUCCCUCCACCCACUCGAGGACUGGAGUCUGGGCCACCAGGACCCCUUCCAGCUCAUCUGCCAUAGACAAGGCAGGACUCCCUGGAUCUCCCGCCCCAGACGCCACUCAAUAACGUAAGGCCCCUCCAGUCCUUGCCUGAUAUUUAUUUCUUGGAUAUUUAUUUAUUGUUCAGGGAAAUGAUGGUUUAUUUAUUGUUUGGGGGCCUGCUAGUCAUCCUCAGACUAGGCAGCCAUGCUGGGUGCAUUAAUAAAGCACUCUCACCCUC
Molecule: messenger RNA, 1115 nt
Organism: Sus scrofa (pig)
Lineage: Eukaryota; Metazoa; Chordata; Mammalia; Artiodactyla; Suidae
Gene: IL27
Product: interleukin 27
Biological process (GO): regulation of T-helper 1 cell differentiation; regulation of T cell proliferation
Molecular function (GO): interleukin-27 receptor binding
Source: RefSeq, a predicted model, not a curated record